AUGCUGGCUCGUGAUGAUCCUCAUAUUGAAAAGCUCAUCUCGCAGAUGACGCUUGAAGAGAAAGCAGGUCAGCUCACGAUUUUGGCUGACACAGUCCGGCCCUGCAAUCCGGAUAUCAAUCCGGAGGUCAAUCACCGGCAGGCUCAUGAAAUGGUGGAGCAAAUUCGCAAGAGCCGAGUGGGGUCUCUCUUCAACGGUGUCGGCAUCAAGGAGGGCCGAGAGGCACAACGCCUCGCGGUCGAGGAGACGCGCCUGGGGAUCCCCCUGAUCUUUGGCAGCGAUGUGAUUCAUGGCAUGUGGACGGUCUUUCCCAUCCCACUGGGCGAAGCGGCGAGCUUCGAUCCAGACUUGGCAUUCCAGACCGCGCGCGCGACGGCCUUGGAGACCACGGCCUCCGGCAUUCACUGGACUUUUGCACCCAUGGUUGAUGUCGCCAGGGACCAGAGGUGGGGACGAGUUGCAGAAGGUUCUGGAGAAGAUGUCUUCCUGGGCAAACAGCUGGGAGUUGCACGAGUCAGAGGCUUCCAAGGAAAUGAUCUACGUGCUGAGGACAGCCUGCUGGCAACACCCAAGCACUUCGCUGCUUAUGGAGGGGUUUCAGGAGGCAUGGACUACAACUUCGUGGAGAUUUCUGAGGCGACCCUUCGUGACGUGCAUCUUCCUGCUUUCAAGGCUUGCAUAGAUGCAGGUGCUUUGACGUUGAUGAGUGCCUUCAACGACAUUGCCGGCGUGCCAGCAUCAGGAAACCGGUGGCUAUGUACGCAGGUGUUGCGCAACGAGUGGGGGUUUAAAGGUUUCAUUGUGUCCGACUACACGGCCGAUGAAGAGCUUAUUUGCCAUGGCUUUGCAGCAGAUGGGCGUGAUGCAGCUCGACUCGCGUUCAAAGCAGGUGUAGACAUGAGUAUGCAGAGCGGCUUGUAUGUGCAGCACAUGCAAGAUCUGGUCGCCAAAGGGGAUGUGUCCAUGGAGGAGGUUGAUGAAGGAGUUCGACGCAUUCUGAAGAUCAAGAAAGCCAUUGGCCUGUUUGAGAACCCGUACAAGUGCUUAGAUCCAAAGCUUGAUGAGAAGAUGGAAAAGCUGCGAGCAGCUCACGAGCCGCUGGCCAGAGAGGCUGGCCGCAAGUCAAUAGUGCUCCUCAAGAAUGACUCGAAAGUGCUACCUCUGAAAAAAUCUGGACAGAAGAUAGCCUUGAUUGGGCCUUUUGCGACAGAUACACAAAACCUUCAAGGUUGCUGGACAGUAUACGGCGACAAGAAAAGAGCAGUUCCGCUGGAUGUUGGCAUCCGCAAAGCUUUGUCUAAGGCUGAUGACCUUGAGAUUGUGCAGGGCUGCGACUUUGAGACUGCUUUAGACGGAGGAGUUGAGAAAGCUGUGACGGCAGCCAAAAAGGCUGAGGUCGUUGUCCUCGCCGUCGGAGAGCCGGAGAAUUUCUCUGGCGAGUCGCAAUCCCGCACUCAGAUCAUCAUCCCGCCAGCGCAGCAGGCUCUGGCCGAAGCAGUGUCAGCAACAGGAACCCCUGUUGUGGUAUUGUUACGGACUGGAAGGGCGCUCGCACUCUACGGAGCUGUCCGGGACGCACAAGCGAUUCUGGUCACGUGGUUUCUGGGCACCCAAACUGGACCUGCCAUUGCAGACGUUCUCUUCGGUGACUACAACCCUGCAGGUCAUCUUCCGGUCAGCUUCCCUGCGGACUCCGGGCAGCAACCCUUGUUUUACAACGCUCCGCGGACCGGACGCCCACAAGGCGAUGGACCUCGCACCUUCAAAGCGAGUUGGAGGGAAGUGGCGAGCAAAGCCUUGUAUCCGUUUGGCUAUGGCCUGAGCUAUACGGAGUUUUCUUUCACCAAGCCAAACCUCAGCACCAACAAGCUGGGCUGGGACCAGGCGCUUCAGGUGACCGCACAGGUGAGCAAUACCGGUGCGUUGGCUGGCGAGAAAGUAGCGCAGCUGUACGUGCACGACUGUGUUGCAAGUCGGGUGCGUCCGGUGCGAGAGCUGAAAGGUUUUCAGAAGGUGCUCUUGAAAGCUGGCGAGACAAAGACUCUCACGUUUCAGAUCUCAAGGCACGACCUGGCUUUCCACGGGGCUGAUGGCAAGCUCGUGGCAGAACCUGGCGAGUUCCACGUUUGGAUUUCUGGCUGCUCAGCAUCUGGGGAACACGCGAAGUUUGAUUUGCUCGGGCACGUCUGCAAGCUUGCUCUUUUGAGUGGUGCUGAGGGGCGGCCGCGCACUCUCGAAGGCAAGAAGACGCAGUCAUAUUUGGGAAGGGUGGCUGGUGCCACAACUGCGGUCUUGACCGAGGCUUCAGGCCUUCUGCUGGAGGUCCUGUUGGUGUGCAAACCUCGGGAAUUCGACCGGUGCCGGAAGUACCGAAAAGCACCCAGAGGUGCGGGUCUGGACUUGGGCAUGGGCGAUCUAGACGUUGCCUCUCCCCUUUCCAGAGACUUCCGCAGAAAGAUGGCGGAUGCUCGCCUGCAGUUUGGCAUGGUCGCAACAUUGAUUGCUAUUCGCUUGCAACUUGGGCCAUCGCUUGAUUUCAGCCGACUGAAUCCAAUCGAGGAGAAGGAUCUGGUCCGCAAAGCCUGCCUGAAGCGGGGCGUCAGGCCUGACAGCAUCGUCUCUAAAGUGACCUUCGACGUGGAAAAGGCAAGGAAAGCCAACAAGGCAAGCGGAGUAAGAGGUACUGUUCGAUGUGGCUGUGUUUGGAGAGGACAGCGUAAGGACGAGAUGCCGUAUCGAAACGAUAGCAUGCCCAUAUUUGUCAGCAAAGGAAGAGGAAGCAUCGGCAAUGCACUCUCGCCCUUCAAUGUGAAGGUUCCUGGCAAGAUGAUGAGUUGGGCGACAGAGGAUGGUAAGCAGGGAGGGAAGCCACUGCCCAUUGACCGGCCCCUGGAACUCGUUUGGCAGGCAGCCAAAGUCUCCGAAGGAGAGGACUGGCCCUCCUACUUUGCGCGGCGAGCAAAAAUCUAUCAAAAGGGAAAGCCUCAAAGAUGCUAUUUGGCUCGGGAUGCAAAGAUCGCGGGCUCCUGCUUCGGCCUUCCUGAAACUGUUCCUUACGUGCCUUCUAGAGCCUUCUAUUGCACCGCCUAUGAAAGAGCCUUGUCCGGCCUUGAAGAGUUCCAGCUCCUGGAAGACCUGGUUGCUGAAGGUUUCAACCUGAUGCUCCUGGGCCCCGAUGGGUUUCCCAUGUCCGAAGAGAGAAGUGCCAUCGCAAAGGCAUACAAAGAUGGAUCUCGGCCGUUUGGACAUGAGCGUGUCUUGGUCGCCAUGCUGCGGCAAGAGCUUUACGACCGCUUCGAUGGGGACCUCAGCAAGCUUCCCGCCUUGCUGCAGCUGCUGGAAGACAGGUGGGAGUUCCCUGCCAGGGUGUUUCCGCUCCUGUGGACGCACAUACGGCGGGCCUCUGGCCGUGCUGAAGAUCAUAGCAAGCCACUAAGUAAAGACGACUGGGCUGCAGCUUUCGACAACUGGCUGCAAGCGCUGAGAACCCGGUGUGGCUACUCCAAGGUUUCCAGGCAGUGCUUGGUGCACACGCGCCAUGGUGAUGAUUGGAGCAAGGUCUACCUGAAGGGGGCAAAGCUUGGCGAGGGCUCCUACGGGGAAGUUUUCCUAGCGCUUCACGCCUCCUUGGGUGUAGCCCGAGUGGUGAAAUCGGUGCCAAAGAGCCAGUUGAGUGUGGCCGGCGAGCAGGUUGAGGUUGAGGUCAACAUGCUCAAAUCCUUGGAUCAUCCGCACAUUGUGCGUGUCUUCGAGGCCUUCGAGAGCGAGGAGAGCCUGCACAUCGUGAUGGACUAUGCGGAGGGUGGCGACCUGGCCUCUGUGAUACGAGAGACGGUGGACACGGAGACGCUGCUCCCACAGCCCUGGGUGCGCGAGGCGGCAGUGCAGAUGGCAUCAGCGUUGGACUACAUGCACUCUCGGGGCGUUAUCCAUUGUGACCUGAAGCCUGGAAACACUAUGCUCUUGACUCCUUUCAGCAUGGAGGAUGCAAUGAAUGGCUCCCGGCCACAUGUAUUGCUAGUGGACUUUGGCCUAGCAGAGAUUUUUGAUGAGCAGGUUGCACUAGGUGGACCUGCAACUGUGAAAGGCAGCCCAGCCUACCUCUCACCGGAAGGGUUUGAUGGAAAACUCACACAGAAAUCAGACACCUGGGCUUUGGGUGUAAUGCUCUACGAGAUGCUCGUGGGUGCCAGACCAUUCCGAGGGACCAACAAUAUUUUCGUUUUAUAUUGCCAGGUUGCGAACAAUGAGCCCGCCUUUGACAAAGUUCCCGAAGUUCCUCGAUCUCUGGUCGUCGCGCUGAUGGCAAAGGAUCCUCAAGCCCGCAUUUCCGCAAGGCAGUGCUUUGACCAUGACUGGCUCCGAUCGGCCCUCAGCGAGUUGGAUGAUCAGCUGCAGAUGCCGGAGGGACUUGGCCGCCCAACAAGCUACUUCUACCGAGCCGUGACUUUCUGCAUGGCUGCGGCCUUGGGCAUGAAGGACCUGAGCCGGGACACGCAGCUCUUCGAGAACUUUGACACAGACAAGUCGGGCCAACUGGACACGGAAGAACUGAAAGCGGGCUUGGCCAGGUUGGGACUCCGACAGGAUCCAAGUGGUCUCAUGGCAGCUAUGGACCUCGACCAGGAUGGUCAGAUCUCGUACACAGAGUUUCUGGCAGCGACCUUGUGUCUGGACGAGGAGCGAGGGGAGCGCUUGAUGAGAUACGCGUUCGGCACUUUUGAUCUGGACGGUGAUGGCUACAUUUCCAUGCCAGAGCUCAGACAGCUCCUGUCAGGUGAGGGAGUCCUAGUGGCAGAUGUCCUCCCAGACGGACAGACAGUUGAUGAGGUUAUGGAAGAGGUUUCCAGUGGUGAGGGUGAAAUUUCGUUCUCAAGAUUUCGGACAUACCUCACCCGCAGCUACCGGAGUGCCGAGCGGCCGACGUCAGCGGUUAUCCGCGGGCUGGUCCGAAAUCGCACAAAAGAGCUAGAUGUGGAACAAGGUGGGUCGAGAGCACGCCGGCAGAAAGACAGGGUUGCGCGAGCUCUUUGCCAGGAGAUCUUGGCGAUAUAUGUGACCAAGAAGAUGAGAUGGAGCCAGAGGCCAGUCUGCUCCUGGACAGCUUGA
Molecule: messenger RNA, 5109 nt
Organism: Symbiodinium necroappetens
Lineage: Eukaryota; Dinophyceae; Suessiales; Symbiodiniaceae
Source: the annotation of a GenBank genome assembly